Messenger RNA from Durio zibethinus, 2195 nucleotides. RefSeq names its product N-lysine methyltransferase. The record is from RefSeq and is a predicted model, not a curated record. Lineage: Eukaryota; Viridiplantae; Streptophyta; Magnoliopsida; Malvales; Malvaceae.
AAAAAGGAAAAUCACGGACAAAAGGGCGGUACAAGAUUCAAAAAUCAGUACACCACCAAGUGGAAGUGGAGAGAGAAAGUCGACCCGGUGGCUGCGUUCCUCACCAUUUUCAUUUCUUUUUUUUAAUUUUAUAUUUGGUUUUUAAAAUUUUGUUCUUUUGUUUUAAAACUCGAGUAGAGUAGCAGCCACUCUACUCUACUCUACUCUUCUUCCAACUCUUUUCACUAUAUAUAUUUUAAUAUAUUUAAGCAAUUCAAAAAUUAAAACAUAAAAAAGGUGAGGGUGAGAUCAAAAUUCAAAGCCAAAGGCAAAAACGAGAAGGAAGGAAAGUUCCAGAUCAAGGGAGGGUCAAGAGUAGGACAGAAAAGGCGUAAAAACGGAGGAAUCGAAGGUGGUUCUCCUUUUUUGGUUUAUUUAAUCAGAAGCAUUUCUAUUUUUUGGUAGUUUUGAGAGUGGAAUUAGAGAAAAACCCAAACAAAAAUGGAGAGGAGCACUCCAGUGAGGAAACCACACACUUCCACAGCAGAUCUGCUCACUUGGUCCGAAACUCCUCAACCCGAUUCCCCUGCCUCCGCCCCUCGCUCCACUCGCCCUCACCAGCCGUCCGAUGGGAUCAGAAAAGUGGUGUUUGGAGGUCAAGUGACGGAUGAAGAAUUUGAAAGCUUAAACAAACGGAAACCUUGCUCUGGAUAUAAAAUGAAGGAGAUGACCGGUAGUGGAAUUUUUGCAGCCAAUGGAGAAAAUGAUGAAUCAGAACCAGGCAGUGCCAAUCCCACUCCAAACAGCAAAACAGGACUACGAAUGUACCAGCAAGCACUAGCUGGAAUCAGUCACAUCUCAUUUGCCGAGGAAGAAAGUAUUUCCCCACGAAAGCCAACUACUCUUACUGAGGUGGCGAAACAGCGUGAGCUAAGUGGAACACUAGAAAGUGAGGAUGCAAAGUUGAAGAAGCAGCUCUCUGAUGCAAAGUGUAAAGAGCUUAGUGGACAUGACAUCUUUGCUCCCCCACCUGAAAUUUUACCGAGGCCUACAACUGUACGUGCAUUGGCAUUGAAGGACAAUUUUGACAUGGGCGAACCUGAUCUACAUAAUCCUGCUGGAGGUAGCAUGUCAAGUGAGGAGACUGCGGUUAAGACAGCGAAGAAAAUCGACAAUAAGAAAUUUGCUGAGCUUUCAGGAAAUGACAUAUUUAAGGGUGAUGUUCCUCCAGGUUCUGCUGAGAAACCACUCAGUGUGGCAAAACUACGGGAGAUGAGUGGCAGCAACAUCUUUGCUGAUGGGAAGGUGGAGUCUCGAGACUACCUUGGUGGUGUACGCAAACCCCCUGGCGGCGAAAGCAGCAUUGCUUUGGUUUAACAUCUUAGGCCUAACUCCAUCAUUUUGCUCUAGUGUGUCUGGUGUUUUCUGUUAUCUUUAGUGGGGGUGUGAUUAUAAUUAUAUUAUUUGACAUUUUCAUUCUGGGUUUGGGGCAUUAUGUUUUAGGUUUAACAUGUCAAGUUGAGCUAUGGACCUACCUAUGCUAAUUGCUUUGUUUGUCCAUAAUCUUGUGUUUUUCAGUCCCAUCUUGGUGAAGGUAUUGGGCUGUUUCAGAUUUAAUUUUUAUUGCUUAGUGCUACAUUUUAUAAUUAUAUUGUUUGUGUGAGUUCUUAAUUGACCUACAUAUUUGGACUUAUUUUGUUAAGCUCUUAAUUUAAACCCCCCUUUCGUUGAAUUGAGAGUAUUUGACCAUCAAAACAUCCUAGGAUAAAGUCUGAGGGUCAAUUUAUUUGUUUUUAAUUGGAGGCAGUGACUCGGAAGAAGAGCUAGGGAGUUGUUCAAAUGGCCUCAAAUUGGUGCCAUUUCUCGGGUUAAAUCAGCACUGACCAAUUUGUCGAAGAUAGGGGGAAUGGAGAUGGUAGGUGGCAGGGUGAGAGACUUGAGAGGGGUGACUGAACCAUUAAUGUCCAUAUCAUUGUCUCAUAUCUGACAAUCAGCAAGCUGUUGGUUUGGCAAAAUGGAAUUUGGCAUUUAAGGAGUGCAUGGGUAUGAUUAAUCGAUCAGUGCCACGUUUUUGUCAAUACCUUCGUCUUAGUUUAGUGGUCACUGCUGUCUGGUACCUGUUUGUUUACAUGUUUUUGGGCAAAUGCAAAUGGUACAAGUCAGUGGCAAAUACAGAACAAAUUUUUAUUAUCAUUUGAUUGGUUAGUGUUUUUAUU